Lactuca saligna is the source of this 1359-nucleotide messenger RNA. Lineage: Eukaryota; Viridiplantae; Streptophyta; Magnoliopsida; Asterales; Asteraceae. The record is from the annotation of a GenBank genome assembly.
GGAAGAGGUAGGCACGUGUCAUACAGUUUAGUCGGUAACGCGUGGAGGUAUCUACGGGUGCCUGAAGCUUCAGCUGAAAAGAAAAGUGAAAAAGAAAAUGAAAAUGUCGAGUUCAGUUGUAGCGUACAGCUUCCGCCAUAUCCCCCCUUUAAAGCAGCGCUCUAUCCGGUACUUCUCUCAUCAACGUCCCCUCCGCCGUCGUCCGCUCUGCUCCCCGUGCGCCGUUCUCGUCGCAACCUCACCAUCAUCUUGCAGUCUUCCAAAUUCGGCGUCUUUCACGGGCAAUUCUUUGUUUCGGAGGAUGGAGCGAUAUUGGGCUGCAAGCAGCAUCAAUAAGAAUAAAGGAAUGGUGGAGCAUUUGCAACGUUAUGGAGUUAUUCAGUCAAAAAAAGUGUCUGAAGUAAUGGAGACUGUGGACAGGGCAUUAUUUGUACCUGAUGGAUCCUCAGCCUAUGAAGACAGCCCUAUGCAAAUAGGCUUCAAUGCCACCAUUUCUGCACCUCACAUGCAUGCUACUUGCCUUCAAUUGUUGGAGAAAAAUCUACAGCCUGGGAUGCAUGCUUUAGAUGUUGGUUCAGGAACCGGAUACUUGACUGCAUGCUUUGCGCUUAUGGUGGGCCCACAAGGUCAUGCAAUCGGUGUGGACCACAUCCCCGAAUUGGUUACAUUGUCGAUUAAAAACAUUGAAAAAAGCGCUGCUGCUCCAUUACUCAAAGAUGGGUCUCUCGCCUUACAUGUGGGAGAUGGGAGAGAAGGGUGGGUGGAAUUUGCACCUUAUGAUGCUAUUCAUGUUGGGGCAGCAGCACCAGAAAUUCCACAGCCAUUGAUCGAUCAACUGAAGCCUGGGGGCAGAUUAGUCAUUCCGGUUGGGAAUGUUUUUCAGGAACUGAAAGUUGUUGAUAAGAAGGAAGAUGGUUCUGUGAGUGUGCGUAGUGAAACUUCAGUGCGAUAUGUUCCGCUCACAAGUAGGGAAGCACAGUUGCGGGGAUACUGAUGUCAAGCAUACUAUUUACGCCUUGAUGGCAAUUCUGUAUAUUGGUUUUCAGGUAUGCGGGUUUAAUAAAAGAAAAUACAAGGGACAGUUUAAAUUCUUAGUUUUGUAAGAAUUGGGUUAAUGAUGUUCUGAAAGUUAACCAUUAUAGUGGGGGAUGUCAUCUUAUUGCUAUAUCUUACCAUUAAAACUAUAGAAUACUUAUCACUAACAGGUGUAUCUUACCAUUAAAACUAUGGAAUACUUAUCACUAAUGUAUCAUUCUAAAUCAUUUUUUAAUUAUAUUUAAUUCAAAAAUAUAAUAAAAAUACAAUAUAUAUAUAUAUAUAUAUAUAUUUAAAACUAGGUUUUGAUUAAAUUAAAAAAAG